UUCUGUUUCCAUAGCAACAAUUAAGCUAUGGCUGCACCGUUGCCGGUUUCACGGCUCUUUGCGUCUCUGCAGCCGGGAGAUAUGACGACUGUGGCUGCAGACGAACUAGAAAACAAGCCGGGGAUUGUGGUUGGUCAAAAAGGCGGACGGGAAGUGCAAGUGACGGGCACGGCUGAGCUAAGCGCCGCUCCAGACAGGGCCCGGGUGUGUAUACGUGUGUCCAGCAGCAAAGGCGCAGCUGCGGAGGCCAGGAGCAGCGUCCUCAGACGGCUGGGGUACAUUGAGCAGACCCUCCGCCAGACCGGGCUCACGGAUGAAAAUAUUACUGUUUCUAAGGAAAUUGAACGGAAGGCCAACGCAUAUCAGAUGGAUGCUGAGGUCUGUGUAGUUUUUGAGGAUUUUGAAAAGCUGCAGAAUAUUUGCAACAUUCUUGUAGAAAAACUAGACAGUUCAGUCUGGAUUUCUUCACCCCAGUUUUACCACUCUCCUGAGAACAUGGAACAGUUAAGGCGGCAAGUGUGUCUCAAUGCAGUAAGUAACGCACGACGCAAGGCCCAGGAUGUUUGUCGGCUUGUAGGCCAGUCUCUUGGAAAAGCAAUCAUCAUCAAAGAAGAGGAAAUGAAAGAAUGGGAGGAUCAAGAGGACUGUGCGUCUUCUUCCAUUCAACAUAAAAUAAAGAGGGCUACAGUUUAUGCAGCAUCAAAAGUAUCUGCAACAUUUGAAAUUAAGGGAAAAGAACGAAAUAAAAAGAGCUGUUAAAUACUGUUAUAAGAUUAUAUAGUGCAUGUAUUUUUCUGAUUUCAUAUUACUGUAUUCAGAUUUUAUAUAAUAAAAUGUAUAUAUUUUCUUU
Molecule: messenger RNA, 850 nt
Organism: Bufo bufo (common toad)
Lineage: Eukaryota; Metazoa; Chordata; Amphibia; Anura; Bufonidae
Gene: IRAK1BP1
Product: interleukin 1 receptor associated kinase 1 binding protein 1
Exons: 4
Coding region: 28-759 (243 amino acids)
Biological process (GO): immune response; canonical NF-kappaB signal transduction
Source: RefSeq, a predicted model, not a curated record